Molecule: messenger RNA, 1224 nt
Organism: Lipotes vexillifer (Yangtze River dolphin)
Lineage: Eukaryota; Metazoa; Chordata; Mammalia; Artiodactyla; Lipotidae
Gene: RAD52
Product: RAD52 DNA repair protein
Exons: 11
Biological process (GO): DNA recombinase assembly; double-strand break repair via single-strand annealing; double-strand break repair via homologous recombination
Cellular component (GO): nucleus
Source: RefSeq, a predicted model, not a curated record
AUGUCUGGGACUGAAGAAGCAAUUCUUAGCGGCCGUGACAGCCAUCCUGCUGGUGGCAACUCUGUAUUAUGCUUUGGUCAGUACCAGUACACAGCAGAAGAGUACCAGGCCAUCCAGAGUGCUCUGAGGCAGAGGCUGGGCCCAGAGUACAUAAGUAGCCGCGUGGCUGGAGGAGGCCAGAAGGUGUGUUACAUCGAGGGUCACAGGGUAAUUAAUCUGGCCAAUGAGAUGUUUGGCUACAAUGGCUGGGCACACUCUAUCACACAACAGAACGUGGAUUUUGUUGACCUUAACAAUGGCAAGUUCUACGUGGGCGUCUGUGCGUUUGUGAGAGUCCAGCUGAAGGAUGGUUCGUAUCAUGAGGACGUGGGCUAUGGUGUUAGCGAGGGCCUCAAGUCCAAAGCUUUGUCUUUGGAGAAGGCGAGGAAGGAGGCAGUGACCGAUGGGCUGAAGCGAGCACUGAGAAGUUUCGGGAAUGCACUUGGAAAUUGUAUUCUGGACAAAGACUACCUGAGGUCGCUAAGCAAGCUCCCACACCAGCUGCCUCUUGAAGUGGACUUGACUAAAGCAAAGAGACAAGACUUUGAACCAUCUGUGGAACAAGCCAGAUAUAGCAGCUGCCGACAGAACCUGACUCUGGGACCCCCCAUACCACAGGAGGUGACGUCCCCUUGCAGACCAAGCCACCACGUUCUCACCUCCCUGUCGCUCUCCUGAUGCAGAAGCCCGACCUCCGCUGCCACAGAGAGCGAGAGCGAUGCCACAUAUCAGCGGAAGCUCCGGCAAAGACAGCUGCAGCAGCGGUUCCGGGAGCAGAUGGAGAAACAGCAGCAGGAACCCCCAUCUGGCCCACCUGCCAAGAAGCAGGGUCCCGCAGCGCUGCCACCAGUGCCACCUGCCGGAACUGCUGCUUCAGAGCGGCUCACCCAGACAGACGUGCUUCCAGACAGUCUUGAAAUGUGGGACAUGGCUCUAGAUGCAGGGGACAGUGUGGUCAAGCCCUUGUCUAAACCAGAACCGCCACAGGCCGCUGCCACCUCCGUCCUGCAGAAUGAGAUGGAGACCUGGAACAGGACCCCACAGAGCCUUUGCCACCAGAAUCCACAGGCAAAAUCUGGACCCUGGCACCUUCAAACUUACAACCUUAACCAACACAUAACAGGAGACUAUGAUUCAUAUAGGAAGAACCAGGACACAAAGAAAAGGAAAUUGGAUCCAUCUUGA